AGAGUGGUUUGUUGGUGACCCCGGUUGUUGGAUUCAUAGAGGAGUCCUUCUGUCCCUGUCCGAACCCAGCUGAGGUCAGCGCCGUGUUCCAAGUCCCUCUGGAGUUCUUCACCAGCGAGAAGGACCAUUGUACUGUCCACGGUGCUGCUGGGAUGGUGGGGCCGAUGCACUCUUUUCACUUUGUGGACCCCGAUUCAGGAAGCCAGUAUCACAUAUGGGGACUGACUGCCAUGUUGGCCAUACUGGUUGCUGCCCUCGCUCUCAGGAAAAAACCUGAGUUUGAUGUUGGUUUUGACUCUGAGGAUCCGUCAUCUUUCUUCCAACAGAUUCUCCAUAGAAGAAUUAGUAAACUAUGACCAAUUUUCACAAUGUUAGUAACACAUUUGUGCCAAUACAAGAGAGAUUUGUUAUAUAAUCAAAUAGUAUUAGUGUACUGUAUUAAUUGUGGGGAUAGAAGUGCAAUGUGAAACCUUACUUACUUGUAUGAAGAGAUGAAUAUUAAAAACCUUUUAAAGCUUUUUUUUUUUUUUAUAACUACUGCAUCUAAAAAAUAAGCAAAUCUAGACACUCAAUUUUUUAUUAAUUCAUUUAAUGUAGCAGCAGGAUUACAGAUAUAAACAGAAGAGUAUACAAAUGUCCAGACCAAGGCAAAUUACAUGUUAAUAAUAGUUCAGAUGUAUGAUAACACACUGGGGUUGACCUUUAUCCCGACUGCAGGGUUUUAAGGCUAGAUACUAAAGCUCAAGCUACACAGAACGGAUACAACAGAACUGUUGGAGAAUGUGGAAUAGAAAGCGAACUAGGAAAAGUGAGCAAACUGAUUACACACAAGAUACAGCUCACACUAUUGGCAAUUUAACAGUUAAUUUAUCAUGGUUGCUCCUUUUGAUCAAGCAUUUCACAGCAACAAUAGUAAUGUUGACAAGCACAUCAACACAAGAAAGCUCUCCAUAAAACAAUCUCCACUGUCUCGUCCCUUUUACCUCACAUGUACAAAUCUCAUGAGGCAUGAAGAAAAAAAACAAAAAAAAAAA
Molecule: messenger RNA, 1034 nt
Organism: Morone saxatilis (striped sea-bass)
Lineage: Eukaryota; Metazoa; Chordata; Actinopteri; Moronidae
Gene: nudt7
Product: nudix (nucleoside diphosphate linked moiety X)-type motif 7
Biological process (GO): coenzyme A catabolic process
Molecular function (GO): coenzyme A diphosphatase activity; acetyl-CoA hydrolase activity
Source: RefSeq, a predicted model, not a curated record